Sorex araneus (European shrew) is the source of this 645-nucleotide messenger RNA. RefSeq names its product receptor transporter protein 4 (gene RTP4). The coding region runs from base 1 to 645 and encodes 214 amino acids. The record is from RefSeq and is a predicted model, not a curated record. Gene Ontology annotation, cellular component: cytoplasm. NCBI's taxonomy places the organism in Eukaryota, Metazoa, Chordata, Mammalia, Eulipotyphla, Soricidae. The transcript has 3 exons. Gene Ontology annotation, biological process: detection of chemical stimulus involved in sensory perception of bitter taste; protein targeting to membrane; protein insertion into membrane. Gene Ontology annotation, molecular function: olfactory receptor binding.
AUGGCUGUGGAUAUUAAUUCGUGGAAAUGUAGACUUCAAGCUCUGAUCCAGGAAAAGCAGCCCCAGGCCAGAUGGAGCCUGGAAUGGGGUGAGAAUAUCCAACCAGACCAUCUGCAGCGAAGGUGGAAACAGUACCAACAGAGAGCGUUUGGCUGGUUCAAGUGUUCCUCAUGCGGACGAAGCUGGGCUUCUGCUCAAGUGAAUGUCCUGUGUCAUAUGUAUCUGAAAAGCCUGAACUCCCAGGGCCUCGUGCGUAUGCGGUGUUUUGGUCAGAAGUGCCAGAAUUGUUCUUGUUCUCCAUUUGAGAAGCCUAAUUUCUCUCCAGAAUCCACCAGUAGUAUUCUACAAAACCUGGCUGAUCGUAUUCUGGAAAAAUUCUAUGGAGAUGGCAGCAGGAAGGCCUCAGAGAUGCCAGUGAAGGCGGAGGUGCAUUUGAAAGGUUCCCAUGACAUGGACAAUUGUGAGGCAUGCAGUCUGGGCUUCUGUGUACACAGCUUAGAAGAAGACAUCAGUUCAGAGUCAGCUUACAGCCAAUCCUCCUACAUGGAGAUGGGGAUUACAUACGUGGAAGAUGUCUUUCCAAAUUUCUCCUUAAGAGACAACCUGCUACAAGGUAUACAGUUAACUGACAACUUCAACCUGUAG